This is a messenger RNA of Apis florea (little honeybee), 1006 nucleotides long. It is a transcript of the gene 140up, whose product is annotated as RPII140-upstream gene protein. Gene Ontology annotation, cellular component: mitochondrion. The record is from RefSeq and is a predicted model, not a curated record. Gene Ontology annotation, biological process: mitochondrial respiratory chain complex I assembly. NCBI's taxonomy places the organism in Eukaryota, Metazoa, Arthropoda, Insecta, Hymenoptera, Apidae.
UUAAUAAUAUAUUUUAUUAAUUACAUGUUUAUCAUUACAAUUCAUAAACAACAUAUAACAAAAAUAGCAGUGAAUAUAUAUAUAAAUAACAUGUUACGUGCAAUAAUAAACAGAAGAUUGAUCUGUUCUGCAUUUUUUCCAUUUAAUUCUUCAUCUGAUGAUGAUUCUAAUGGAAAAUUAACAAAAUUAUUUAGAAGAAAAGAAGCAUUUAUAAAAUAUGAAGGUUAUUUUUUUGACGAAAAAGGAUAUCCAACCAAAGAACUACAAUCAGUCUAUAAUACAACGUCCUUGGGUUUUAUAACAGGAUUUCUUUUGGGUGGAAUAAAUAAAGCAAAAGAUGUUCCAGAAAUUCACAGAAGAGAAAAUCAAGCUACCUUAUAUGAACAUAAAUUUUAUGCCCAUCGUGAAGUACAAAAUAAAGUAGCCUUUGCUUUAACAAAAGGAGGUAUUUCAUUUGGCAUAAAACUUGGAUUCUUUUGUUUCUUGUUCUCGAGUGUAUCAGCAUUCUUACUUAUAUAUAGAGAAAAAUUUGAUGUAUUAAAUACUAUGUUUAGUGGUGCUGUAGCAGGUUUUAUAUAUAAAAUGAAUAUGGGUUUGAAAGGAGCAUUUGCAGGAACAUUAUUAGGAACAAUAAUGGGUGCUAUAUAUGGUUGUAUCACAUCAUUCAUUUUAUUCAUAACUCAAACUGAUAUGAAUAAUCUUUAUGAAGCAGGAUCAAAACUAAUGAAUGCAAGACGAAAUAAAAUAAAAGAAAAUGCAAGGAACAUAAUACAGGAAGAAGAAUUAAAACUAAAAGAAUUGCAUGAAUAUAGUCAGAAAACACAUCAUAUACUUGGAAAAAAACAGCAAAAAGAGUAAUUUCAAAAAUAAAAAUUUAGUAACAAAUUAAUAUAUUGGAAUAAUAUAUAUAUCUAUUAAUUUUAAUAAUUAUUUAUAUAAUUACAUCAUAAAUUAUUAUUUAAUAAUUCUUUGUAUAGACAAUGAUAAAUAGACUCAAACCAGAAUA